Penicillium robsamsonii is the source of this 981-nucleotide messenger RNA. RefSeq lists its product as uncharacterized. NCBI's taxonomy places the organism in Eukaryota, Fungi, Ascomycota, Eurotiomycetes, Eurotiales, Aspergillaceae. The transcript has a single exon. The coding region runs from base 1 to 981 and encodes 326 amino acids. The record is from RefSeq and is a predicted model, not a curated record.
AUGGCUUCGUACACACAGUGUGUACUCAUUACUGGUGGUACCUCUGGUCUGGGCUACCACUGUGCUCUAGAGAUCGCUCGCCAACAUCCAGAGUACAGGGUUAUCAUUGCAUGCCGGUCCGACCCAUAUCAAGUAACAAAGGAGAUGAAUACGCUUCUCCAUCAAACCAACGUGACUUGGAUACGACUUGAUCUAUCAUGUCUUGAGACUGUUCGCAACUUCGCAGCACAAUGGAAAUCGCACAAGUACCCUCCGAUUCAAUCUCUGGUCUGCAACGCAGCCCUACAGUUCCCAGGCGCGGCUGAAUACACAGUCGACGGCUACGAAAAGACAUUUGCAGUCAGCCAUAUUGGUCAUGCCCUCUUGUUCUCCCUCCUUCGACCAUAUCUGGCAGAUAAAGCUCGAGUUGUGAUUGUUUCUAGUGGAGUCCACUACGCCGAGCAGAAAACCGGAAUGCCAAAGCCAAACUACAUCUCAGCCGAAGAACUCGCUCACCCGCCUGCAUCAAUCUCAAAGGCAACUGGCCGCUUGCACUAUUGCAAUACCAAACUGGCAAAUGUUCUAUAUAUGUAUGCCUUGCACAGGCGGUUCCUAUCAAUCAACAAGAAGAACGGGAAGCACUGGACUGUCACUGCCUUUGACCCUGGCCUGAUGCCCGGAACGGGGCUUGCGCGGGAUGGUUCGACAGUGGAACAGUUCCUUUGGAAUCGUGUUUUACCACACGUUAUUCCAGUUUUGAAAGUGCUCAUUUCGCCAAACAUUCAUACCGCCAAGGACUCGGGGGCUUCGUUGGCCCGAUUGGCGGUUUGUGAGGAUGUUGAUGGGGUUAGUGGCCGGUAUUUUGAGGGUAGACGAGAGGUUGAAUCUAGCAAUGCGAGUUUUCACAAGGGUAAUCAGGAAGAUCUUUGGGAGUGGACCCUAAAGACUAUGGCGAGGAAUGAAGAUGAGGAGCGUAACAUGUCUCUUUCUGAUCUUCUUUAG